UCUAUAUCCACAUACAAGUUAUACAAGACUUGCGAGAGCAAGGAAAUUAAAAUCCGAACAAAGGGGAGAAAAUGAUUGCCGCGAUUUCUCUCUCAACGAACAUACCCGCCGGUUCAACUAACAUGACUGUAACUUCAGGCCCCAACGGUACUAAAAAACACAGCAAACCUCUAACUUCAACCCUCAAAUGGCUUGCCAAAUCCGGCAAAUUAGACGAGGCCCUUCGCCUGAUCGAAUCCUCACCGUCCAGAUUAACAUUCACCGAGCUCGAUGUAGAAGCCUACUCUCUCCUCCUCCACACCUGUAUCUCCAGAAAAUCAUUGGAGCAUGGCCGAAGGCUUUAUCUUCAACUUCUUCUCUCCAAGGACAGAGGCAACAACCACAGCCUUCUCCACAACCCAACUUUGAAAAGCAAGCUCAUCACGCUUUACUCUGUUUGCGGCCGAAUGGAUGAGGCUCGCUCUGUUUUCGAGGAUGGGUUGGAAGAUGAACAGGUUCCCGAGUCAGUGUGGGUGGCAAUGGCUAUUGGGUACUUGAGAAAUGGGUACUUGGUUGAAGCUUUGCUUGUGUAUUGUGAAAUGCUGAUCCGGUUUGUCCAGCCGGGUAAUUUCGCGUUUUCGAUGGCGUUGAAGGCGUGUGCAGAAUUGCCUGAGUUGAGAGUUGGUAGAGGAGUCCAUGCCCAGAUUGUGAAAUCAAUUGAAGAGCCUGAUCAAGUGGUGAACAAUGCUCUUUUGAGGUUGUAUGCGGAGAACGGGUGUUCUAUUGAGGUCUUCAGGGUGUUCGAUACAAUGCCUGAGAGAAAUGUUGUUUCCUGGAACUCUUUGAUUGCGAGUUUUGCUCGACGAGACCAAGUGUUUGAGUCAUUGGAUUCUUUUAGAAGGAUGCAAGGAGAGGGGAUGGGAUUCAGUUGGGUUACCCUUACGACGAUUUUACCAGUCUGCGGUAGACUGACUGCACUUCAUUGUGGGAAAGAGAUACAUGCCCAGAUUGUAAAGUCCACCAAGAGACCUGAUGUCCCUGUAUUAAACUCACUUAUCGACAUGUAUGCAAAAUCUGGAGAAAUUGAUUACUGUAAGAGAGUGUUUGAGAGAAUGCAAAGUAAAGACUUGACAUCAUGGAAUACUCUGCUGACAGGGUAUGCAAACAAUGGAUUCAUAGAAGAAGGAAUGAAAUUGUUUGAUCAGAUGGAAGAGUCUGGUGUCCGACCAGAUGGAGUAACAUAUAUAGCUUUGUUGUCUGGCUGUAGCCAUGCGGGGCUUACUGAUGAAGGACGAAGAUUGUUUAAUAAAAUGAAGUUAGUUUAUGGUGUUUCACCAACAGUUGAGCAUUAUGCUUGCUUGGUGGAUCUCUUGGGCAGAGCUGGUAGAAUUAAGGAAGCCUUAGAUGUAGUGGAAAGAAUGCCUAUGAAGCCGACUGGCAGCAUAUGGGGAUCAUUACUCAACUCAUGCCGGCUCCAAGGCAAUGUUUCUCUUGCAGAGUUUGCUGCAAAGGAGUUGUUUGAACUUGAACCGACCAAUCCUGGGAACUAUGUAAUGCUUUCCAACGUUUAUGCAAAUGCAGGAAUGUGGAAUGAUGUGAAUAGGGUUAGAGAACUGAUGAAGCAUAGGGGAAUUAAAAAAGAUGCUGGAUGCAGUUGGGUACAGAUAAGGAAUAGAAUUCACACAUUUCUAGCAGGCGGGGGUUUUGAAUUUCGUAAUUCAGCUGAGUUCAAGAAGGUCUGGAAUGAAUUGACGGAUGCUAUGAAAGAAGUUGGAUAUAUCCUUGACACUAGUGUUGUGCUACAUGAUGUAAAUGAAGAAACUAAAGCAAUGUGGGUUUGUGGGCAUAGUGAAAGAGUCGCAGUUACGUUUGCACUUGUCCACACUGCUGCUGGAAUGCCAAUUAGGAUUACAAAGAACAUACGCAUUUGUGCAGAUUGCCACUCCUGGGUGAAAAUAGUUUCAGUGAUUACAGGGAGAUUGAUUGUUUUAAGGGACACAAAUCGCUUCCACCAUUUCAAAGGAGGAGCAUGCUCUUGUAAGGACCACUGGUGAUAACACCAUUCUUUCUUACUUUUCUGCUAAGGUUCUACCAUUCUUUCUUAUUUUUUUCAUGAUUCUUCUUUACAUUUUUGUCAAAUUUGAUUCCUCCUCGUUUGAGGACCCAUUAAAAUAAGAUUAUGUUAUA
Molecule: messenger RNA, 2166 nt
Organism: Prunus mume (Japanese apricot)
Lineage: Eukaryota; Viridiplantae; Streptophyta; Magnoliopsida; Rosales; Rosaceae
Product: Tetratricopeptide repeat (TPR)-like superfamily protein
Biological process (GO): RNA modification
Molecular function (GO): protein binding; RNA binding; zinc ion binding
Source: RefSeq, a predicted model, not a curated record